Clarias gariepinus (North African catfish) is the source of this 2858-nucleotide messenger RNA. RefSeq names its product Rho guanine nucleotide exchange factor (GEF) 15 (gene arhgef15a). Gene Ontology annotation, molecular function: protein binding; guanyl-nucleotide exchange factor activity. The record is from RefSeq and is a predicted model, not a curated record. The transcript has 16 exons. Lineage: Eukaryota; Metazoa; Chordata; Actinopteri; Siluriformes; Clariidae. Bases 184 to 2748 code for a protein of 854 amino acids. Gene Ontology annotation, biological process: activation of GTPase activity.
UAAGGGGAAUAUUUACUGUCUGAAAGAGAAAACACACAGCUCUCACACCCAUACAUACACACACACACACACACACACACACACACACAAUCAUACACACAAACCCCAGUACAGGAUUCUUAAUCAUAACAGGAGCAGCAAAAUCAAAUCGAGCACAAACAAGGUUUAGCUUGUGACACACAGAUGGCGGCUCUGAGACCACGCCUCACUCAGAAACCAAACCUUCCUCCUAAACCGAAGCCACACACACAGAACACUACACACACACCAGCAGCAGCCAGACAACACAAACAGGGGACUCACAUGUUCUUAAGAAGGACAGAAGCCCUUCAGCAGAAAAGCCAUGCUCACUUAUCCCAGGAGAACAGGGAGACGGUGGAGAGACAGAGGAGAGAGCAGAGAACAGAGAGGCAGAUGGAUGUGGGACGAUCAGAGCCAGAUGGCAGCGAGACAGAUGAUGGCAUUAAAGCUGAGCAGAGUAUGAAGUCCUCUACAGUGCCCCCUCGCCACACAGAGGAGAAACACUGCCACUGCCUCUGCCACCUCCCCCGGCCAGGCAUGAAACUGGUGUGGGUUCCUGUGGAUGACACGGAGCACAGAACACAUGUCGAGGACACGGCAUGGAGACGGAGGAGGAGUACUGAACACGCUCCUGUGAAAUCUCCCACGAUGCCCCAGUGCUACAGCUGCCGGAGUUUCCGGCUUCAUCACAGCCCGCAGAAAGAGACGGGAGAUGAUGGCAUCUAUGAGAGCAUGGAGGUGUUCUUCUCAUCACCACCUCCUGAGGAACCCAUAUAUCUACAGGUCCAACCAUCUGAUCCAGGCUCUCCAAGCCCAGCCACUAAGCCAACACCCCCACCACGACCACCCUCCACCCUGCGGACCCGCCAAAAAGAGCGGCGCAGCACGCAGCCUGUUCUAGCCUACGUAAUCUCACCAAGAGGAGGCCGUCCACCAAUCAGAACUCACAGCAGCUGUGAAAAAGACAGUGGAGUGCCACCGCUACGGAAACCAAAGAGAGAGGAGCAGAAACAAGACAGAGACACAGAGACGAAAGAAGAUACAGAGAGUGGUGAUCAGGAGCAGAUGAUCUGUGAUGGAGAUGGCAGUAAUGAUCAUGCUGGAGGAGAGCCAGUGCAGCAUGCAAGCCCUGCACCCCACCGGAGGAGUGUGAGCGAGUGUGUGAUGCGGGGAGAGGUCACACUGUGGCAGCAACUAGGAGUGGUGAAACAGAGUGGAGUGUUAGACACCCUCACCUACAGAGAGAGACAGAGACAGGAGUGUAUGUUUGAGGUUUUGACCUCAGAGGCGUCGUACCUGCGCUCACUCAACGUGCUGAGAGAUCACUUCCUGGGGUCGCGGGAGCUGGAUGACACGCUCGUCGUCCAUGACAGGAAGUCACUCUUCUCCAACAUCCUGCAGGUGCACGAGGUCAGCCAGAGGUUCAUGCAGGAUCUGCUGGCUCGGGUGGACGAGAGUGUGCUCAUCUCUGAUGUGUGUGACAUCAUCUACCAUCACGCAAACACACACUUCUCUGUGUACAUAGAGUACGUCAGGAACCAGGUGUAUCAGGAAAAGACCUACAGCAGGCUAAUGCAGUGUAACCGUGUGUUCCACACAGUAAUGAAGCGUUUAGAACAAUCUCCUCUCUGUAAUCGGCUGCCCUUCACUUCCUUCAUGGUUCUGCCAUUCCAAAGGAUCACACGCAUCAAGAUCCUGAUACAGAGUAUUCUGAAGAACACGGUGGAGGGAUCAAAUGAGGAAAACACAGCCUGUAGGGCUCUAACUACAGUGAAUGAGAUGAUCAAACAGGCAAACACACAGGUGGGGCAGAUGAAGCAGAUGGAGGAGCUCAUGCACAUUGCCACCAUGCUGGAGUUUGACAAACUCAAGGCGAUCCCUCUGGUGACUCGGAUGCGGUGUCUGGAGAAACAGGGCGAGCUCCAGGAACUCAUUAAAGGAGGAACGAUGUUCAGCUUCCGCUUCCGCUUCAACCCCAUCUACAUCUUCCUCUUCAAUGACAUCGUCAUCCUCACACACAGGAGCACUGUAAAUACAGAGCGCUUCCUGGUUUUUGACCACGCCCACCGAUCCCUGGUCCAGGUCCGGCCCCUAGAGGGAGGAGCUCAGUUAGAACACACCUUCUGUCUCACAAUGCUGGAGAAUCACCAGGGCAAGAUGUGUGAGCGUGUGCUAAAGGCAAACACAGAGUCAGACCUGCACCGGUGGACAGCAGCAUUUCCAUCUGUCUCUCUGACAUCAGAGCCAAAGGAAGAGAGAGUGUAUGAUGACUGGGACUGCCCACAGGUCCAGUGCAUUAAGCAGUAUGUUGCAAAACAGGCUGAUGAGCUCAGCUUAGAUCCCUCUGACAUCAUCAACAUCAUACGCAAAACACAUGAGGGCUGGUGGGAGGGGAUUCGGCUCUCAGAUCAGAUGACUGGUUGGUUUCCUCACGACGUUGUGAUCGAGGUCACUAAUGAACACCAGCGUCGACGCAACCUGCGAGAACAGUACCGGAUCUCACGUGCAGCCAAUCACAGCGCAGGACGCACAUCGCUCCUACAGGCGGCCAAUCACAGCGCAGCAAGCACAUCGCUCCUACAGACGGCCAAUCACAGCGCAGCAAGCACAUCGCUCCUACAGACGGCCAAUCACAGUGCAGCAAGCACAUCGCUCCUACAGACGGCCAAUCACAGCGCAGCAAGCACAUCGCUCCUACAGACGGCCAAUCACAGCACUUCCACCUGAAUUUUAGUGCAACAUGAACUUUAUGAAAGUCUCAGUAGAGUCUCUUAAUUAAACUUUAUUGGAACUGAAAUCAUUAUGUUUAAGUUGUAAAUAAACAUUGUAAAAUUAAA